Molecule: messenger RNA, 2746 nt
Organism: Notechis scutatus (mainland tiger snake)
Lineage: Eukaryota; Metazoa; Chordata; Lepidosauria; Squamata; Elapidae
Source: RefSeq, a predicted model, not a curated record
UUAUAGGUGCCUCUUGUAGCAUUCACCUUGUUUGGAAGUCCAGCCAAUUGAAAUGUUCUUCUCCUUGUGGCUGCUAGCAGAUAUCCUGCUUCUGGUGGGUUAGUGAAGUGGGAGGAGCUUCCUCCUUCUGCCUCGUCCCUCUUGCAGUUCAAUGUUUUUGCCACAGUUAGCUCAGAUCCCUUAAAGGGCAGAGGUUUGCUUCUCAGUAUACCACAAAGGAAGGGAGCAGCAUUUCCAUUACUUUAAAGGCUGAAUUCUGAUUCCUGAGGAAACAGAAGCAUCUUCCAAGCCAGUUAACGUCAAUAUCCUCAUGCAAAUCCUUUUCCUCAUCCCCUUCCGUCUAAACUGAUGACGUGGACUCCAUCGUAGCUCAAGCUUUCCAAUUUUAGAAGAUGGGCUCAUUCCGAAAACCCCGGCCACGUUUCAUGAGCUCCCCAGUGCUGAGUGAUUUGCCACGAUUCCUGGCAGCUCGACAAUCUCUGCAGUUCAGAUCUAACUCUGCCUGGAACAGUGUUCAAACAGCAGUGAUCAAUGUGUUCAAAGGAGGAGGCUUGCAAAACAAUGAACUCUACAUCCUCAAUGAAAAUGUCAGGCAGCUGUUGAAGAGCGAGCUUGGAUCCUUCAUCACAGACUAUUUUCAGAACCAGCUUCUUGCAAAAGGUUUGCUAUACAUAGAAGAAAAAGUUAAGUUUUGUGAAGGAGAAGAUCGUAUCUAUGUAUUAUCUGAAACUUGGGAUCACUUCUUCACAGAAACUCUUCCUACAUUACAGGCUAUAUUUUACCCUGUUCAGGGUCAAGAAUUGACCAUUCGUCAGAUUUCCUUGCUUGGCUUCCGAGACUUGGUCUUAUUAAGAGUAAAGUUAGAUGAGAUUCUUCCUCUGGUCCAAAGUAACCUUCCACCCUCCAUUAUCCAGAUGCUGCUGAUUUUACAGGGAGUCCAUGAACCUACAGGUCCCACUAAGGCUUUUAUGCAACUAGAAGAACUUGUAAAACUGGUAGUUUCCCCAUACCUUGGUUUGUGCGAAGAACAUUGCUUCCCUGGCAGUACCUGUGCCCUGGAGAGACGGUAUUACAGAUCUCGUUACAAAUCCAACGGACUAAGCAUCUCUUCUCACACAGUGGCAACACGACAAGUCAGUGAGACCGCCUUGACACCCCUGACUGAACAGGAGGGUGAGGCUUACCUUGAGAAGUGUGGGAGCAUCCGUCGGCAUACUGUCGCCAAUGCUCAUUCAGAUAUCCAGCUGUUGGCCAUGGCUUCCAUUAUGCACUCAGGCAUGCUAGCAGAAGAACCAGACAAUGGCGACCAGUGUCUCCUCUUGCAACCCAGUUUGAACCACAGACAGUUUUCUAGUGAGCCCAGCAUAGCAGAUGGACCAGAAGAACUGGCCACCCCAGACAUGGAGGAGCCUGCAGAACUGAAUUGCACAUCUGUCUGUUGAAACAGAGGAAAAGAACACUUCUGCACAGCCAAUGUUACUGUUCAUGCUGCUUAGAUCAAGAAUUAGAUCUACAGGACGCAUCCUGAAAUUGAUUGUGUUCUUAGGUUCUAAUAAUAUGAGAGUCCUUUCUGUGGACUAAAAAGGUACAAACUUGCUUCAGCUGAAAGUUUCCAAUGUUGUCUCAGAGCAAUGGUUUCUCAGAGUUUCUUUUUCCAGUUAGGUUUUCGUACCCUCAGCUGCAUUCAGUUUUUGUCUUUAUCCAGAGGGUGAACACUGUAGUCCUAGUUUUAUUCUGCCUUGCAGAUUGGGAAGAUGAACUCCAUUGUUAGGGACAGGCAGUUAUUUCUUCUCAACUGCGAUGUGUCAUGAAAAGUACAAAGAAGCCAGUUAUAAAAUCUUCAAGGUUGUUGCAGUGGUACAUCCCUUUGUAGGACAACGAACAUUUUCAUUAUAAUAUGGUGUAUACCUAAACUAUAAACAUAGGAGCAGUAAAGCUUCUUCCUCUCUAUCAUCAGAGCUGGUCAGAGUAACAAAUUCUAUUCUGGAUGAAUAAAAUAAAAUGAAAGCAGUAGCCUAAAACAAAACUACUGUGGGUGGCUAGCAUAUUGUUUUGAUGUUUUGAUUUCGGUACAUCUCAGGAAUUACUCAAAUUAUUUUCAGAAAACUAUUAGAAGUAUUUUUAAGGAAGGUAUCUGACUGCUUGCCAAAAACAUAAUACCAGUGCUGAGUUGGUAAGCAUGCAAUAAUGUUUUUGAGCUACUAGCUUCUAUAAAUUGCUGGGUUUAAGACUGAAUAUUCUGGAAAUAGCUUUCAUUGAUAACAACAAUUAAAGAAAGGUUGCUUUUGCAUUAGUGUGGUGAUAGCAGACAACCCCUUUGGCUGGUGGGAAUAGUGCAAAAAUUCCAUAUGGAACAGGGAAUAUCUACAACAGCUGUUAUGAUUGACUGCUGCAAAUAUCAAGAUCAAGUUAAAUGAGUUUUUUUCGAACUGAUCUAGUGAUUUCUGAAAACAUUUCUAUACACCUUUGGUAGCCAAACCAUUAAUAAACAGACUAGAGAAAGAAUGUUUUAAGUUUUGUGUCUAGUUGCCUUCUUCCUGCCGGUCUCUUGAAAUUAAUGGGGCGAUGCCCUUAAGUAUCUAGAAUUGAUAGGGUGUUUUUUUAAAAUCCAGUUUCUUAAUAUAAUUUUCAUAAGUAUAAUGCUUAUUUGGCAGUGGUUCCCUUUUGAUGGAAGUCAUUCAUAAUCCAAGGAAAAGGCAAAUUUCUACAUAUAGCUGCAGAUAAAGAAGUGCUAUUGGGUGUCUUG